UUUUUAUUGCAUAUUUUUGACUUUGUUUACCUACAUUUUCAUUAUAAGACUUCGAAGAAACGAUUUUUUCAUUGACAGUUUUUUUAAACAAGUUUACGUGUUUUUGUUCAACCAUUGCUCAACUGAUUGUUGCAUGUUAGCUAGAUCCUAAUAAACUUUGUUUUUCUUCACUGUGCAUUGUGAGAACUUUGAAGUCAAUCACAAACUAAAACAUGUUUUAGCACCCAAGUUGUUGUCACCAUGUUAUAUAAAAGAAUUGGUUCAUGCUUUCAGCUGUGCAAAUAUUGAGUUAUGGAUGCACUUGGGAAGUUUGGAGAGCACUUAAGUAGCUAGAGUUGCUCUUGGCUGUCGCCUUGAGCAACUCUUACAUUUCUCUCAUGCUCUCCAAACUUCCCAUGUUCAUCCAUGACUCGAUAUAUGCAUGCCAAGCAUGAACCAAUUCUUUAAUUCUGAUUGGUUCUCUGAGUGGUCCAAAUUCUGUAAUACAGACCCCUCAGAUGGACCGUUCACAAAGCAGUUUCUCUGAAUUACUUUUUCAAAACAUUGCACUCGUAACGAAAACAGUUCAUUGUGAAGUAGGGGUAUUUUUUCCUUGAUUUCAUGUUUGGCAGAAGAUUCCACUUGAAAUCAGUUGAAAUCACGAAAUCACUGUGAAUGGACGUAUAUAAAUCCUAUAUCUUUGGCAUGCAUGUUUACCAAUACUAAAAAUGGAUUGCAUGGAUGCAUUAUUUCUCUUUCCUGAGAGGUCUGCUAAGAUGAUUGACAGCAGCAUUCAAGACACAAAAUUGUUGAUUGAGCAGGGUUUGCAUGUUAUUGAAAGGCACAGUAAAGCUAACAGGUCUCUGGGCUUAAAGACCCAGGCUAGCAUAUCUCAGAAAUGACUGUCUGUAUGACCUGGGACUCCCUGGAGCCUGGGUGUAUGGGAUCAUUUAUCACCAACACUACGUUCUGUCUCAGGUAUUGACUGGCAGCAUUCCUGCAAAGUUGACGUGAGUACAGCUUUGCAGGCAUACAGAUGGCUGUCUGCAAAAAAAUUUCCUACAGAACUUCAUCGUUCAUUGGCAAUGGCUGACAAUAGAAUUUAUGAUGUACCUACUGGACUGUCCAGACUAGUCCAACAAAUCAGGCCUAUUUGAGUACAUGUACCUUUUUGACAUAUUGCCAGAGGAUUGAAUAGAUGGAUCAACAAAUGUUGUGAUGUUGGAUCUUUGCAUACACUAAUUUAUCUCCUGGUAAUUUAUGUUUACCAAUCAGCUACAUGAUUAUACAAAGACAGAUGAUUAAAAUAAUAAAUAUUAAAAAUAAAAAAGGAGACAUGUUGUCCUCAAUUGAACCUUAGAAUUCUCCCAGUGAUUACAAGAAUUGUAGUGCAGUUAGUAUCUAUGAGAUUUGAAGUUUCAAGCCUAGAAAUACAAAGAACUGAGAGAGAAAUUGUUUGAAUAUACAUGGACACUUUGUGCUGUUUUUUACAUUCAUUAUAAAUCAUUUUUCUCACUUCGUGCUUUUUCGUAACAGAUUAUUUGUGACAGUAAGUCAGGUUCUGUGAGACCUCAUGUCUGUACUUUUAAAUUAUUAUUUUUUUACCAGCACUGACAGUGCUUGUUUAUCCUUUUACACCCUGAAGAUAUUCCAUGUAAACAUUUCAAAUGGGAAUCAAAGCAAUCUGAAUAUAUCAUCAGUUAUUUAGCAACUGAAUAUGUUUGGGCAAUAAAAUUCAGGAUCAUUUUGUUUCUUUUGGAUAAUACUGCUUUGCAUUUAUUAUUUGUGGUCAAUGAUAUAAUUGGGAAAUUUAACCCAAGGGUAAAUUUUAAAAAAAUUAUUUGCAACACCUUUCUUACCAAUUUUGUCGAUAUCUAUGUUUUCUUUUGGUGAUACAACUUUGUAUACUAGUUACAGUAUAGUCACAAUUUUUCUUUGAAUUUUUUUUUUAAAGGUAUACACGUAUACUCCUUAUUCAGGUUUACCCCACAUUGUGUUAUACAUGUAACUGAUAUUCUUUCACUAAAAACAGAUGGAUUCAAAGGAUCCCUAAAUAGGAAAUGUGCAUUACUUAUUAAUUUUCUUAAGUCUUAGCAUGUUCCAGUAGUCUAUGUGAAAUGAAAUUUUUAAUUAAGGACAACAGCUGAAUAGAGUUAUUUUUCAUUCUUAACUCACUGUAUUGUUUGAUUUUUGAAAAAAGUUAGAAACAUCUUUUGUUCUGUUGCAUUAACUCGAUGCAAAUUUGCUUACAAUGAAUUGAUUUUGCUUCCACUAUAGUGCAGUGAUGAAAGGAUUUAUUUAGCUGAAUCGUUACAAAAUCUAUUGGCUAGUAAGGUUCAUUGUAGUGACAAAAAUAUUCCAUUUUAUUCAUGGUACUUUGGCGCUAAUGUUAUAAGUGGUUAUGUGGCAUGUGAGUGAAACUGGUGCCUGAAUAACUGGGUCUGACAAGAGAUGAAGCACUCAUUUUAAUUCACGGUGACAGUGUGAAGGAUGACGGAGUUGCCAGACUCGAUUCAAGUUAAAAAAUGCAUAAGAUCAAGGUACCAAGAGUUUUGAAUAUUUAAUUAUAGCAUAUUUUUCUAAUCCUGAAAAUUCUUUGUACACUCUUUAGAAUCUGUUCUAUUCCCAUGAUGAUAUGUCCAGUUGCAUUGUUACCAUGCAUGCAGACUGACACUGAAUGAUUUCUAACAUAAACAUUGCCACAAAAAUAGAGGCUCUUGUUGAUGGGAAGGUCAUAUGAUGAAUGUAAAUAUCUUCAACUGAAGAAUUAACCUUAACAUUCCAUGAGGUUAAGCGAUAAAUAAUGUUAUGUAUUAUCUUUUGUAAAAAAGAAGACUAAACCACAAAACUGAACAAAUCUUACGUGCAUACAAUUAAGCUACUUGUAUGUAACGUUGUUUUGCAAAAUAGAUAUUUGCCUGAUUUUGUGCUUACACAAGUUUUAAAAUAACAGUGUCACAGUAUGUUUGUAGCCCUUUCAUUGUUUUCUGCCUUUCAUGAUGUAAAAUAGGAUUUUCAAACAAUAAUGAAUUGCAACAGAAUGAUGUACAGUAAAGAGAUGCAUACUAUAAUGUUCUAUAAGUCUUCUAAAUGGAAUAAACUAAAUGAAGAGAAUGCAAAUAUCAGAGGAAUCUUUACAUUUACAAGUCUGAGGCAUUGUUUUUAAAACAGGAUUAGAAAUAGUUAUGUUCAACAUACUGUUCACUGAAUUGAAGUCAGACAUGUUAAGUACUGCAAAAUACCAUGAAUUGUCUGCCAAGUGGCAGUUUUACCUUACAGUUUGAUGAAAUAAUAUCACUCAAUAAUUUUAAUUUGUCAUCUAAGACUAUUAUUGCUGGGAAUAGAUGAACAUUCUUGAUUUAUAAUAUUCUUUGCUUAACACAAAAUUACUUGGAAGAAAAAUUCUGGACAUUGUCUUUUUUGCUCAAUAUUAUGGUUUUAAAUGACAGUCAUGUUGUGAUAGCAGAUGGAUUAGUCAAUAGCUGUUAUCUGUGAUUAUUUCCUGGGACAGACCUGGGCAUGUCUAUAAGACUUUGCCCUCAAAUUGCCUUGAGCUUGACCACUGGCUAUGUUUAUACGUGUAUGUUGAUCAGGCUGGUCAGACAAGAUUCCUUUUACAAUACAUGUACACAAUGAGUUCUGAUUAUGUAGACUUUGGACAUAACUUGAGAAGGUCUUUGAUGACCAACUUGUGUAGCACAGAAAACAGAGUUAGUCUGGAUGUCGUCAAAACGUAUUGUUCACCUUAUGUUAGAGUUUAUCUUCUCAGGCUUCAAAGGCUUCACCUGGCAGCAUUGGCUUCUCUGAAAACAGAAAUUGUUGAGCUGACAGGUAAAGUCCAGCAGUUGACAGAGGAGAGAGACCAACUUCAAGCAUCACUUGCACAUGCUGCCCAGGAGCGUAAGGAGCUGAUCCAUGAUUAUGAAGACAGACUGACUUCCCAGGCACAGCACAGUGAACAGCACAUCACAGAACUGCAGAGUGUUAUCGCUGAGCUCAACAAGAAGCUCUCUCAGUCCACUGUGGAUAAAUUUGAUGAGUCUGAAGAACAUGAAAUCGAAUCACAGACAUCAGAGCAUGGUUCCCAGAGUGAAUCUGACAGCCUAGCUUCUGAGGAAGGUGUGAACGAUGAUAAUACUGAUGAUGAGUUGUCUAAAGUAGUUGGCGGGCUGGAGUUUGCUAUUGACAGACAAAAUACUGAUUCCAUGGUAGAGGAAAAGAUACCUGUGACAGUACCGGCAAGUAAGCCUGUAGAAGAGAAAGCCACAGAAGACACUGAGAAGAAGCCGCUACAUCAGUUACAAUCACUUUCAAGACCUGUAAUUGACACCGAAAAGACAGCAAAGGAACAGGAAAAUCUGCAGGCUAAAUGCAGAGAGUUGAGAGUUCAAUGCCUAGACCUGGAAAAGAAGAAACAGUUAUUGGAACGUCAGUUACAGCAGACAAGUUUAAAAGAGUGGGUGUCAAGGAAAAAGUCCUCUGGAAGCACAGGAACACCAGACGAGCUCCAGUCAGUGACCAGUGAAAGAGAUGGUCUGAAGGCUAAACUCAAGAAAACCGAGUUAGAUCUGGAGCAGAUCAAAACUGAAAAUCAGGGCUUUAGGGAGGAGAGGGACAGGCUCAGAAGAAGGGUUCUUGAAAUGCAGGAUCAGCUCAAACUGCUCCAUCAGAAAUCACUUCAGUAUGAACAGCAAGCCAGAACACGGACCAACAGCCUUCAAUCACAGGGUACCCAGCCCAGAUCCCCCAGCACACCACGGCGAAACACUCAACCAUCGUCCGGUCAGUCAGGACCCCGCAUGCACAGCAGACAAGCCAGCUUGGGUGCUUCCUCAGAUGUCUCGGGUAAAGAAGGCUUUUUGACAUCGCCCCGUAUCUCAAGGCGCUCCAGUACUGAUAGUUUAAGUAUGCAUAGUCACGGUCGAGGUUCUCAGCCCACUCCAAAUGGGCAGGUCCGCAGACCAAGCAUCUCGGAAGGAGUGUGGGCGACUUCUGAUGGUAGCCCAGCUCGACCGUUACGUCAUCCAUCAGGUAGUGUUCAGUCCAUCUCCAGUCAGGCGUUCUGGAGGCCUGGUGCAACUAGUGAUCUGGGAUCGUCCAUGCAUGGUUCUCAAGAGAUUACAGUUGUGGCGAAAAUGGUGGACGAUGGGACGCAAAGUCCAGCAAUCACUGGGGUGAACUGUAUCAAAGCUCUUAGUCAGCUACCUGAAUUUCCAUCUGGUAAACUGCCUUCGGAUCUCGUUCAAGCCCUGGAGAGUUGCAGGACGGCUCUAGACGUGUUUAAGGCGCUCUUCACUUUCUGCGAUGCACAGGCCGACAAAAAGCUCAAGGAAUACGAGCUCGAAAUUGAAAUGUUAACAAGUCGCUUUGAUCAUUUACAGGCUCAAAACAAUGUGAUCUCUUUGUCUUUAGAAGAGAGUCGAAACAACGCGGACAGAAUGUGUGUUCUCAUGGGAAAAUACGAGUCGAACUGUACUGCACUUCAACUGGCGUUAAACUUUUCUGACCGAGUCAUCGAGACAUAUGAAGUGUUGUUACAGUUAUCUGAAGCGGAGCAAGCCAGGCUUUUUGCCAACUGUCGCGCGGCUGGUGUUAAAACUGGUCUUCACAGCUACGUAACGUCAUGUAAUGACUCGCCAUAUAGACUCAUGUACGCCGAAGAAGCCGAAGCCGAAGAAAAUGAUCGUGUGCCCGAAGAUGUUGAUUCGUGCGUAAAUCGGAGAAGAACGGCGGAAAACGAAGCGCGCUCGCUGUUGCAAAAACUUGAUCGUAACUUCGAGAGCCAAAAUGGCGGCGGUCAGCCGUGGGAAUCUGUAUCAUCAAACAGUAGAACUAGCUCAACGGGUUCAUCAAAUGAUAUGGAGUUUACUCCAGAAGAAGAGGCCAGAUUAAAAAGUUACAUUCAACAGUUAAAAUCCGAAAGGUCUACGGUCGGCCUAACUGUAAUCGAAUUGGAAAGUUUGCACGAAGUGGCGCAACCCAAAGAUUUGAAACUGGAACCACUUGAUCCCAAAGUGGACUUGGAAAACGCCGUACUUAUGCAGGAAUUAAUGGCGCUCAAGGAAGAAAAAGCAGAAUUGAAAGCUAAGAAUUAUUUAAUUGAAAAAGAGAAGAAAGCUUUAGAGCUCAAGAUCACGUCACGUGACGCCCAGGAACAGGCGUACCUUGUUCACAUCGAACAUUUAAAAACUGAAAUGCAGGAUGAGAUACGGAGAAGGAGGAGAUUGCAGAAAGAUGCUGGCGUCGCCAGUAGCAAGUCGGACGAAAAAUCAGGAGGAAGCCCUUCGGGAACACCGUCCAUUACCCUUGCGGAACUGAAAACAUCAGACGAAGACAUCCCACCGGAUUUGUACGAAGCUGCCAGGAGAGAAAAGAAGCUGAAAGCGAGAAUCCAGGAAUUGGUUGAAACACUGGAGAGUCUGUCGAAAAACUCCGAAACAAGACAUCAACAAACAGCCGAAUACGUGGCAGACUUGAAGAAAGCGAAUGGCGCACUCGUGGCAGCUUACGAGAAAGCGAAGAAGAAACACGGAGCCAGGCUAAGAAAACUGGAGCAGCAGAUGAUCACAAUGGUGGAGAGACAUGACGCUCAGGUGAGAACUAUGAAAGAGAGGAUAUCUCUCCUGGAGGAAGAACUCAAGACGACAACAGCGCGUCAAAACGAAACUGCGCUUUAGUUCUUGCCUGCCAAGUGACAAGCCAUCUUCCCGUGAUACCAUGCUAUCAUUUUGCUCCUGAAAAUGGGAAAACUACGUCAAUCUGUCCUUUAGGGGUCGUAUCUAGUGUAGAGGCGUAACGUCAGAGGUUGACUGAGAACUAGACUCGUAAGGAAGCGAGGAAAAGUAUGUGACAAGCGCGUGUCGAUGAUAAUAUGUGACAGAAGCAUGCGUCGAUCGAUUGUAAUGAUCACGCCUUUGGUCAUGUGGGUCGUUCUCAGAUGCAUAAUGAAAUUUUUAAGUUCUUGGACAUUUUCGAAAAUUUCCUCUUAGGAUCUGUAAGAAAUAUUUUGAUCGUCGCUUCGAAAAAUUAUAUGACAUAUUUAAGACCUUCGUGACUGGAGGAAAAAUUCCACAUGUAAAAAUCAGCAGGUGAGACUUGUAAAGAAUGACUUGUUCAGCGAUGUUUUUUGAUCGGUGAGUUGAUGUCAGUGAGGGUGGCGAAUACAUGUUAUUGUGCCUGACUACUUGUGUCAAUAAAUUUCUUUUUUUUUUAAUUCCUAGAACAGACAAUACUUUUGCAUAAUUUAGUAAAGGUGGGAGAUUUCAUGUUUAAUUGCAAUGAAAUACACAGAACCGUUGUCAGAUGCGAAGUGACAUCUUUCUGUUAGUUUUCCAAACUUUUUAACGAACUUUCGCCUUCAUGUGAAUAGUCAAUCAAUGGAGAAGGAUUAAGUUGCAAAUGUCUGUCACACAAUAAGAAAAGGAACGAUUACUUGUUGCUUACAAGAACAAGUCCUUUGACCGAAUAACGAAACAACCAUAACAUGAAAUAUAAACAACGCAACCUGAUAACUUAUGUUCUCUAAAUGCCUCUUAAAUUUAGCUUCACGAUUAUUUCUCUUAGCAACACAGUACUUUCUUAAAACCUUUUUUUCUGUUUCUGUGUUGUAAAGAUGUUUCGUGUGAACUGUAACAAACGAAACAACUUUCAAGGCAUUGCUACUAAGGAGAUGAACUGGUACAUUGAAAUAUUAGGAAGCAGAAAAAGCUAAAGAUUCAAUUGAAUUAAUAAAGUUAGCUUCAUAGAU
This is a messenger RNA of Orbicella faveolata, 7726 nucleotides long. Its product is annotated as colorectal mutant cancer protein-like. The record is from RefSeq and is a predicted model, not a curated record. NCBI's taxonomy places the organism in Eukaryota, Metazoa, Cnidaria, Anthozoa, Scleractinia, Merulinidae.